Messenger RNA from Aspergillus tanneri, 3066 nucleotides. RefSeq names its product putative peroxisomal membrane protein Pmp47 (gene pmp47). The record is from RefSeq and is a predicted model, not a curated record. Lineage: Eukaryota; Fungi; Ascomycota; Eurotiomycetes; Eurotiales; Aspergillaceae. Bases 1 to 3066 code for a protein of 1021 amino acids. Gene Ontology annotation, cellular component: peroxisomal membrane. The transcript is spliced from 3 exons. Gene Ontology annotation, molecular function: protein binding; FAD transmembrane transporter activity; ADP transmembrane transporter activity.
AUGUCUCAAAACAAGAUCGAAGCCCCAAAGAAGGUGGUUGUAGCCACAGCUGCGGCUCAACAAGGUGACAACAUAGCACAUGCAUUGGCUGGCGCUGGUGGUGGUAUCCUCUCGAUGAUUCUAACCUACCCUUUAAUCACACUUUCAACUCGGGCACAGGUGGAAUCGAAGCGUGCACAUUCUACAACUGCUGAUGCAAUACGGCGUAUUGUGCAGCGGGAGGGCUUUAGUGGACUCUAUUCGGGUCUUGAGUCUGCCCUCUUUGGCAUAAGCGUCACUAACUUUGUCUAUUACUACUGGUAUGAAUGGACGCGUUCAGCCUUUGAGAAAGCAGCCAUUAAAGCUGGUCGAGCUUCGAAGAAGCUUACAACAGUUGAAUCCAUGAUCGCAGGAGCUAUUGCUGGGAGUGCGACUGUGUUGAUUACUAACCCUAUCUGGGUAGUGAACACUCGCAUGACAGCUCGCAAGUCUGACCAGGAGGACCCGACUUUGUCCAGUACUUCUGCCAAACGGGCGUCUACCAUCAACACUUUGUUGGACUUGCUGCGAAUAGAAGGCCCCAAAGCUCUUUUUGCCGGUGUAUUUCCGGCCCUGGUCCUUGUUAUUAACCCCAUUCUGCAAUACACUAUUUUCGAGCAGUUGAAAAAUGUAGUGGAACGUCGAAGGCGCAUGACGCCGAAAGAUGCAUUUUACCUUGGUGCUCUGGGUAAAAUAUUGGCCACCUCUAUCACUUACCCGUAUAUCACAGUCAAAAGCCGAAUGCAUGUUGCUAGUCAAGAUGGUCCUAGAGAGAGCCUGAACGGAAAUAUGCCCAAACAAUUUUCAGAUACGAUACGCCGGGACUUUAGCUCUAGACCUGCAUCGAAUUACGGACAUGCGGGAUAUGACGACCCUUCCAUAAUCGAAGAAGCAGAGAAUUUACUCUCACAAUUUAUGAGACAUCCGUCUCAUAGAAGCCGGACAUCUCAGGUAGAGAGGUGUAGUAGCUUACAAAGGCAUAUCAGCACGCCCAAUACUCCAGUUCCUUUUAGUGGUGGUGAUCUUGAUUCAGUCAACAAUUGGUCGCACACCGUCCCCGAGGAUGCUACUCUUGAGAUAUCGCCAAAGAAGCAUGACGCCCUGAUUCAAAGAUCAGCAACAAACCACCUACAAACACGCCAUAACCAUUGGUUUAAGAACCCCCAGGGUCCUGCCAAUUCAGAAUCAUCUCGUGAGAAAGUGAUGCGGAAUCACGACUGUGCAGUUGCUAUACCUACGAAUGGCAAAAGAAAGUCGUAUGGAAACGAAUCCGUUGAAUCGUCAGCAACAGGUCAAAAUAUGUCAAAGAUGGCAGGGAGAAGACGUUCUGGACGCCCCAAAUCUGGACCAGCCAAUUACCAUGUGCCAAUACACCUCCAUGGUGUGGACUCUGAGGAGGAAUCAGAAUGCAACACCGUUAAAUCUUCAAUGAACACUGAAUCACCAUCUCAACGUUGCAAACCAGAUAUACUGUCCCCUGACAUGCAAAACUGCGUAAUCUACUCUUCUCCAGAAGUACAAAUAAUAAAAUCGCGCUUCAAAAAAGUGACUGAUCUCAAGGGCCUGGAACAUGCAUCUUAUUCCCCGGAACGAAAUCCUGCAUACUAUGUUCCAAAAAAAUUCGUCGAGAAUGCUGAAAUUAUCCUCCAUGUCGACUUCGAUGAAGAAGAAAUGCUAUCUGUGAUAAAUUUGCUGUCACUUUGUGGAUUACGGUGGACCCCAUGUUCGGAAAUUGCACUCAGUGAUCAAAUUAUACAAGCAAUCUCAAACUUCAAUAUUCCCGAUGGAUUCAGCAUGACAAUUUCGCGGAUGCGUAAACUUUCUCGAACGCUUAAAAACGAAGGAGUCACGGACAAGAAUGCAUGGAUUUUAAAACUUUUGACGACAUAUCCAGAUCCAGAUAAAAAGGAGCUUAGACAUGCCAGGAGCCGUGUCAUAAAAAUUCUGGGACAACGGGAAUGGAUGUCCAACGGACAGCACGGUUAUCAAAUGGAUGAAAUCCAUAGGUUGGGGGCCUGUUUGCCAUAUGCUUCUAUACUGAGCCGACGCCAUUCCAAAGACGUUGAUGCAUUUCUCAGGGACGCUAGAAGUGGCUGCCUACCGUCGGUUCCAUGUAUAGUCAAAGCUAUAUUUACCAAUAGCAAUUGCCUAUCAACCGGCCGCAGGCUUUCCCAGAGCUCAACUCUCAACAGACUACUGCAAUAUCGGGAAUUGGGAUGCAGUGUUAACAAAGAAAUCAGUUCUGGAGUUACAAAUAACUUCAAAUUAUCGAAAACAUGGAAAGGAGCCUCAAAUGAUGUGAUGGCACUGGCUUGGUCACCCGAUGGAACCAAGUUUGCUGCUGGUGCAACGGCUCAAUGUGAUCGGCAUAACAUGGAGUAUAACAGGGGUAAUAAUUUGGUCCUUGGAGAUCUUACUCAGAACUCUUUGGAAGAAUUACCUGAUCAUUACAUUAGUAGACCUGAAAGAAGAGGUGCAAGCGGUAUAAGAAAUAAUGCUAGACUCUUUAUGACCGUCACCGCUGUCCGAUGGUUUGAUGAUGUCUUGCUCACGGGGAGUUAUGACAGAACAGUUAAACUGUGGGAGUUCGCCAACGGCAGGGCUUCAUGUUACAAAACACUUCAUCAUGAUACAAAAGUCCUAGUCAUGGCUCGUUCGAACUUUGAGCAGAAUGUACUCGCGACUGGUACACGCUCCAUUGGUCUGUGGAACAUGAAGGAAUCAGAAUACACUCCUCUCGGAAUAAACAAGCAUCGCUCCAGGAAGGAUAUUAAAUUGGUUCCAACUUCUUUAGCAUGGGGUACAGUUCCAUCUACAAAGGAUAUCUUGGUUGCUGGAAUGUCUGAGAAAGAUGACGGUGUCUCUCAGAAUGGUCUUCUUGCAGCCUGGCAAGUCAGAGAAGGGGGGGGGCAACUCCUUUACAAUUAUCACCCAACUCUCAAAAUAUAUUCGACAUCAGGUGGCAUCCAAGCUCGGAAGCCUUUGUCACAGGGAGUUCCACGGGGCAAAAAAAGAAUGGAUCUGUUGUUCGUCAGUAUGAGCCACUGA